AUGAUAGAUGCUACAAGGCUUAGUGGUCUCACACGUGUGGCAGAUUCGGCAGAACCUCGAAACCAAACACAGAGACGAAGAGAGCAGGUUCGUAAAGCACAAAAAACCCACCGCGAACGAAAGGAAGCAUACGUCGCGUCACUAGAAACCGAAGUCGUGCGCCUUCGUGCCAAUGAAGCGCGCUUGGAGUUCGAAACCAAAGCACUGUAUGCCGAAAACAAUGUGCUGAAAAGACUCCUGACACAACAAGGCAUUCCAGUGCCAGCGGAAACGGCACGAGGGCAUCCCAAUGACAUCGCCCAUGCAUCCUCCACCAGCCCGGACAAUUACUCAACCUCCUUCUGGGACGCAACAACCGACGAUACCCUCACACUAUCCAUAGCGCAAGAAGACCCCAGCGCCAAACGAAAAAACCGUCGAAAACAAAUCUACAUCCAGCAGCCACAAGCCUUACCUAGACUCAACCCAUCCUCUGCAGCCAUCAACUUCUCCCAACCCAUCUCACCCCCCUCCUCUGGCUCUCUACCAUCGCACCUCGUCUCCCCCAUCAAUCCCACUCCAACAUCAACCGCCAGACUCAGCACGCUAGACCCCGAAGCCUUAGGCAUGGACUUUGUCUUAGCCCUCGAAUCCCCUUGCCUCUCCCAUAUCGACGUCGGCCCACCCUCCUCCCCAAAGCACUCCCAUUCGCACUCCGAAGAUCCAGGUACAGCCCUAACAACAUCUACCGGUCACGCCCUCACCCUUUCUGCCACCCUCCUCCACACACACCCUUCCCCCGCCGGCCAGCGCCUUUACUCGUCUAGCGCCUGGCGCGUCCCCCGAGCAAGCCUCUCGCAACUACUCCAGCUGUCUGCCCAGAUCCCGCUAGCAGACGACGAAGUGACACCAAUCCAAGCUUGGGAGUUUGUGCGGCAGCAUGAGGGGUUUGGGGAGUUGGAUCUUGCCCGUUGGGAGGUGCUAAAGGAGAAGCUAGUCGCGGCGGUAAAUUGUUAUAAGUUUGGGGGUGUAGUGGCCAAGGACGUGCUUGAAAAUAGUGUUUUCGAAGCGUUUGUGGUGGGAAGGGUAUUUUGA
Bipolaris victoriae FI3 is the source of this 1074-nucleotide messenger RNA. RefSeq lists its product as hypothetical. The transcript is spliced from 2 exons. The record is from RefSeq and is a predicted model, not a curated record. Gene Ontology annotation, molecular function: transcription cis-regulatory region binding; DNA-binding transcription activator activity, RNA polymerase II-specific. Gene Ontology annotation, cellular component: RNA polymerase II transcription regulator complex. Lineage: Eukaryota; Fungi; Ascomycota; Dothideomycetes; Pleosporales; Pleosporaceae. The coding region runs from base 1 to 1074 and encodes 357 amino acids.